Molecule: messenger RNA, 2680 nt
Organism: Sinocyclocheilus anshuiensis
Lineage: Eukaryota; Metazoa; Chordata; Actinopteri; Cypriniformes; Cyprinidae
Gene: raf1b
Product: Raf-1 proto-oncogene, serine/threonine kinase b
Exons: 17
Coding region: 199-2088 (629 amino acids)
Biological process (GO): protein phosphorylation; MAPK cascade
Cellular component (GO): cytosol; mitochondrion
Molecular function (GO): ATP binding; MAP kinase kinase kinase activity
Source: RefSeq, a predicted model, not a curated record
CAUGAGUCAUCUGGUCCUGGAGUUUAGACGAGUCGAAACCUGGGCUAUUAAAUGUUAGUGAAGCUUGCCAUAUCACGCGACUGCUUGAAGCAUUGGACAAAAACCAGCGAGCUCGUCGCGUCGCUGCAGUGAUGAAAAUCAUGGCGGAUCAACAAUUCAACAACUUUCUCUGAUUAUUGAAGUCUGCUGCUGCCCGCCAUGAUGGAGCAUAUUCAAGGGGCCUGGAAAAGCAUCAGUCAUGGGAUUGGAUGCAAAGACUCGGUAUUUGAAGAAUCCUGCAUGUCUCCCACCAUUCUCAAUAACUUCCCGUACCGGAGAUUAUCAGAUGACGGGAGAAUCCCAGACUCGAAAACUAGCAGCACAAUCCGCGUCUACCUGCCCAACAAACAGCGGACUGUGGUGAACGUGCGACCAGGUAUGACGCUACGCAACUGCCUCAUCAAAGCCCUGAAAGUCCGUGGGCUUCAGCCAGAAUGCUGUGCUGUUUUCAAGCUUCAUCGAGAACAUUCAUUUAAAAAGUUGCGCAUGGAUUGGAGCACUGAUUCUACCUCACUGGUCGGAGAGGAGCUGCUGGUUGAAGUCUUAGAUCACGUACCCCUGACUACGCACAAUUUUGUACGAAAAACCUUUUUGAAGUUGGCCUUUUGUGACAUAUGUCAGAAGUUUCUUUUGCACGGCUUCAGAUGUCAGACGUGCGGCUACAAGUUUCACGAGCACUGCAGCACCAAAGUGCCCACGAUGUGUGUGGACUGGAGCAACAUCCGACAGCUCCUACUGUUCCCGACUCCCGGAGAGAACGGGACUCCAUCGCUCCCUCCCCUCUCAUCCCGUCGCAUGCAGAACUCGAAAUUCUCCUUCAGUCCCUAUCACAGAUACUCGACGCCAAAUGCUUUAAACUACAUCACCCCCAUGCCGUCCCCGGGUGUUUCUCUCAGUCAUAAAGUGCUGUCCACAUCCACCCCCAACGUCCACAUGGUGAGCACCACCCAGCCGGUCGAUGAAGCUGCUUAUCAGGAAGCCUUAGGGCGAGAUGAAUCCGGAAGCCCUCAAGAUCAGAGCCCGACGGAGUGGUCCAAAACCCCGGCUCCAGCUCACAGGGAGAAAGCGCCUUCGACCAACACUCAGGAAAAACGCAUCCGUCCUCGAGAGAAGAGAGAUUCCAGCUACUAUUGGGAGAUCGAGGCCACUGAGGUGGUUCUGCUCUCCAGGAUCGGCUCAGGGUCUUUCGGCACAGUUUACAAAGGGAAGUGGCAUGGUGAUGUUGCUGUGAAGAUUUUAAAGGUCACGAAUCCCACACCAGAGCAGUUACAGGCCUUUCGCAACGAAGUAGCUGUUCUCAGGAAGACCAGGCAUGUCAAUAUUGUUUUGUUUAUGGGAUACAUGACCAAGGCAAACAUGGCCAUUGUGACGCAGUGGUGUGAAGGAAGCAGCCUCUACAAACAUCUGCACGUGCAGGAGACCAACUUCCAGAUGUUCCAGCUGAUGGACAUCGCCAGACAGACGGCUCAGGGCAUGGAUUACCUACAUGCAAAGAACAUCAUCCAUCGAGACAUGAAGUCAAAUAAUAUCUUCCUGCAUGAAGGGUUGACGGUGAAGAUCGGUGAUUUUGGUCUGGCCACGGUGAAGGCGCGGUGGAGCGGCUCUCAUCGAGUGGAGCAGCCGUCUGGCUCUGUUCUGUGGAUGGCUCCUGAGGUCAUCCGGAUGCAGGACAACAAUCCUUACAGUUUUCAGUCGGAUGUAUACUCGUACGGUGUCGUCCUGUACGAGCUGAUGACAGGAGAACUGCCUUAUUCUAUGAUUGGAAAUAGAGAUCAGAUCAUCUUUAUGGUGGGGAGAGGCUAUCUGACCCCUGACCUCAGUAAACUCUACAAGAGCUGUCCUAAAGCCAUGAAGAGACUCGUCGCCGACUGCAUCCAGAAGUCCAAAGACGACAGACCGCUGUUUCCGCAGAUCCUGUCCUCGAUUGAGCUGCUCCAGCACUCGCUCCCCAAAAUAAACCGCAGCGCGUCCGAGCCGUCGCUCCACAGGGCCGCGCACACCGAGGACAUUAACGUCUGCACUCUGGCGCUUUCAUCCGCCUUCAAGUGAAGAGGACGCACUGGCCACAAGUCUCAUGUUAGAGCUGUGAACGUCCAGGAGUUGAUUUCUGUGCUUUGUUUAGUAUAUUCUGUGUGUUACCUUCAGUCGGCCGGUGCUUGAGCUGGCUGACUUUACUGAAGCUGCUCUCUCUUCUGCUCUGCUGGCGUUCGGUGCCCCAGGACCUGUUUGGGAGGGAGCAGCUGAUAGCACUUUCUUCACGCGGCUCACACUUUGAUUGAUUGUGUCUGGCUGUAUCAUUACUCCAUACGAUCACUCUGAGGGGUUUCUCAUCAACCAUGCAAUCAUGUGUGUCUGAAACGAGAGGCUCGACAUGGAGCCGGUUGUGUUUUUAUAUCAGACGCCAUCUAAACGCUUCCUUAGCACAAGCUAUAGGGAGCACUUUAUGAUCUCGAGUCUAGAUGUCUCUUUGACUGUGUAUGUUACGAAAAUCAAAGAAAGAAGAGUGGUCAUAAUUAACUUUAUUAUGAGACUUGUUAGGGAUUUCUUUCGGCUUUUAGUGCUUGUCAUGGAGAAUUAACUUGUGAACUUGACAGAUUGUUUAUUCAUUGUAUUUUAAUAAAAUUAAGUUAAAUACACCACA